Messenger RNA from Eucalyptus grandis, 3377 nucleotides. Its product is annotated as TMV resistance protein N-like. Gene Ontology annotation, biological process: defense response. The record is from RefSeq and is a predicted model, not a curated record. The coding region runs from base 1 to 3231 and encodes 1076 amino acids. Gene Ontology annotation, molecular function: ADP binding; ATP hydrolysis activity. The transcript has 4 exons. Lineage: Eukaryota; Viridiplantae; Streptophyta; Magnoliopsida; Myrtales; Myrtaceae.
AUGGUUGGUCAACAUGCAAUUAAACGAAUUUGUUGCCUCUUCACAAUUGAAACUGUUCAACUUUGUUGUAGCGAUGGGGAUCUUAUUGAGGCUGUUGUUGUGGAGGUUGUGGUUAGGCUCAAGACAAGACAAAGAAAAGUGACUAGAGAUUUAGUUGGAAUGGAGGAUCGAAUAGCAGCCAUAAAUGGUUUAUUGGACAUCCAAUCCGGUGGUGUGCGGGUUAUUGGAAUUUAUGGGAUGAGUGGCAUCGGUAAAUCAACACUUACCAAGAUCAUCUAUAACCAACUAUGUCCUCGCUUUGGGAAAAACUGUAGCUUUCUUGAUGGUGUAAGGGAAACAACAAAAACCAAGGGCUUAGUCAAGUUGCAAGAACAAUUGCUAUAUGAUAUCUCUAAUUCUAGAGUGGCUCGCAACAUUGAUAACAUUGAUUAUGGAAUCAAUACGAUUAGAGAAACAAUUUGCAACAAGAAGGUACUAGUUGUAUUGGAUGAUGUUGAUGAGGGAAACCAAAUCGAAUACCUUAUUGGAAUUGAUUCUCUGUACAAUGGUACUAGGAUACUUGUUACCACUAGGGACAAAAGUGUUAUAAAAAUUAGGGGAUUGAAGUAUGAAAUUGUGCCUUAUGAAAUGGAGGUGUUAAGCGACAAAGACGCACUUCAACUUUUUAGUAGGCAUGCAUUUGAUGCUGACUUUCCUCCAGACAAACUAUAUGACACUUCAAAAGACAUUGUCUCUACUACGGAUGGACUACCUUCAGCUCUUCGAGCAAUAGGUUCAUUGCUUUUUCUUCAGAAAGAGGAAAAAAUAUGGCAAGAGAUGCUAGAGAAGCUAAGAAAAACACCUACUAGCGAUGUCUUGGGAAAGCUAAGGAUUACUUAUGAUGCCUUAGAAAUGGAUCAGCAGCAGAUAUUCCUCGAUAUUGCAUGCUUUUUCAUUGAUAAAGAUAAGACUAAUCCAUUCUUUGUGUGGAAAGACUGUGGGUUUAGCCCAGAGUAUGCUAUUGAUGUCCUUAUUAACAAAUGCACUAUAAAGGUUUUAGACGAAAAUAAGUUUUGGAUGCAUGAUCAAUUUAGAGAUCUUGGAAGGACAAUUGCUAAUCAAGAGCGUUCCAGGUUGUGGGCUCCAGAUGACAUCAUUCACGAAUUAAGAUCAAUAGAGACCGUGCCUAACCUCUCAAAUCUUACUAAUCUAGUUGAACUACUUCUAUCUGAUGGUUCUGAAUCUAAGGCCACAUCAAAUAUAAUUAAAGCUUGUGACCUACAGUGGAUAGGGAGGUUAUCCAAAUUGAGGAAGCAGCACUUGUGCCUUUUAAAUGUCCGCGCGCAGCCUACAGAGUUGGGCUCCCUUUCUCUCCUAAAAAAACUUACCAUGUAUGGAUUAGACUUUGAAUCCCUCGAACAACUUCCGUCAAGCUUGAUAGUUCUAGAGCUCGAUCGCAUUCAAGUGAAACAAGUACAACUAGAUGGGCUUCCUCAAUUGGAAAAGUUGACUAUCAGAAUGUGUGAACUUGUCAAAAGAUUAUCCUUUCCAUCAGGUUUAAGAAAACUGAGAGAAGCUGAGGUGUCUUCUUGCACUGAGCUAGUCGAAGUUCAAUUUCUCGGUGCCUUAAUAUCGCUGGAGGAAUUAUGUAUUGAGGACUGCAGAUCUUUAGAGAGGUUUGUUAAUCCAUCGGAGGAGCUAGGGUGUAAUGAGCUACAAGCUACCAAGUUGACUAAUGGUGGGAGGAAAGUGUCCAUUGUCUCAAGCUUACUAAAGAUGCUUCAAGUAUUCCAGCUGUUGAGGUGCCCAAAGCUAGAGGAGAUUCAAUUUGCUUGUAUGUUCAAAUCAUUGGGAGUAUUUUCUGUCGAAGGGUGCACUUCAUUAAAAAGGAUAGGCGGUUUGUCAAAUUUGAAGAACUUGACGCGGUUAGGUAUUGUAGAGUGUGAGAGCCUGCAAGUUGUAGAGGGCGUGGACGAAUUAGAGCAUUUGGAGCAGUUGAAAGUUUAUAGGUGCAGAUCAAUGGAAAGGAUGAUUGAUGUAUCAAGCUCAAAAAAACCAAAGGAGUGCCAGAUUCAAAUGAGGGAUUGUGGGGAGUUAUUGGACAUUGGUCCAGAUGAUUCAAGCAUCACUUGGGAGUCUUACAGAGAGAAGAUUCUGAAUGCCCCAGCACGAGCGUUGGGCUUAAAGCUUGAAACAACUCUUUACGACUAUGAAACAAAAAUAGAAACAAGGGAUCUUCUAUUGGAACAGCAAGAUGAUAGUGACAAGCAUGAGGAUGGUGACAAGGUCGAUGGCAGGGAGGAUGACAAUAGCGAGGACAGUGGCAAGGAGGAUGACGACGAUGACAACCAUGUGAAUAUAGAUGAUGAUGAUGAUGGCAAGGAGGAGGAUGAUGACGACAACCAUGUGCAUGUGGACAAUGAGGAUGACGAUAGCGAAGAUGAUGAGAAUGUGCAUUCAUCGGGCAGGCCUUCGCCGGUUUGUUCCAUGGGCAAUAAUGAUAAGAACGAGGGUGUCGACAAGGAAGGUCAAUGUGAAGGUGAUGGCAAUAGUGAUAGCAAGGACAACGAGGACGAGAAUGAUAACGGUGAGGAUGACGAGGACAACAAUGUACAUGAGCUUUUGCAUUCGUCUGACGGGCCUUCUCUAGUUGGUUCUGUGGACGGUAAUGAUGAGAACGACAAUGUUGUCGAGGAAGGUCAAUGGGAAGGCAACAUCAGCAGCCAUAGCAAGGACGACGAGGACGAGGAUGAUGAUGGUGAGGAUGACGAGGACAACAAUGUGCAUCGGCUUUCACAUUUGUCUAGCGGGCCUUCUCUAGUUGGUUCCGUGGAUGGUAACGAUGAGAAUGAUGAUGUCGACGAGGAAGGUCAAUACGAAAGUGAUGGCAACAGCCAUAGCAAGGAUGAUGAGGACGAGGACAAUGACGGUGAGGAUGAUGAGGACAACAUUAUGCGUGAGCUUUCUCAAUCAUCUCGAGGGCCUUCACCGGUUGGUUCCGUAGAUGAUAACGUCGAGAAUGACGAUUUCAAUGAGGAAGGCGAAGGUGACGGCUAUAGCUAUAGCUAUGGUGACGGCAAUGACGAUGAGGGCAAGGAUGAGGAUGAGGAGAGGGAUGAUGAAGAAGGCGAACAAGAGCAAGAUGACGGUGAUGACUACAACAACAAUGAAUACGAUGAAGACACGAAAGACAAUAGCGAUAAAGCUGGUGACGAGGGUGACUACAACAGCGAGGUUGAUGACGGCUACUAGGACGACAAUGCGCAAGAGGUUCUGUGGUUAUCUCGUGGGCCUUCGCGGGUUCAUGUUGUGGACAAUGACAAUAAGGAGGAAGGCGAAAGGCAAAGGCAAAGGCGAAUGCAAUGGCAACAAUGAGGACAAGAAAGAGGGCAUUGAUG